UAUGCAAUCUUAACAAGCUCGAAAGAAGGAUCGAAAUACCGCCACUGCCACCUCUAAAUAGGGACAAAAAAUGUAUACUCUGCAGUAAGAGGAAGGUGUCUUGUGGAGUUUAACCGAUCGAGCGUUUCCCAUACAAGCACGAGAUAGUGCCUCGACACAGCUAUUAUGAUCAGUUUAUGUUGAUCCACUCAGGCGCGAACACUAUGAACGCCCGCACAAUCCUAUUCACGGUGGUCCUGAUACUAAUAGAUUGCAUCGUAGCCUCGGCAAGACAACAAUAUCAACAGAGAGUCCCGAGUCAUGCCGACUAUUCACGCAGGAUCCCUUCCAAAAAAGGCCGGAUCACACUGAAGCCAAUGAACCAACCAAGGAAGAGGCCCCCUCUGCAAAUGGAAACUACGCUUCGUCGAUAUUUGGAGCCUCCGGCUGCCAAUUCUGUGUCUCAUUAUCGACAUUACUUACUCGCCAAAGACGAGAGCUUCCCCAAGAAUCAUAGGCCUAAUUACUCUUCCGUCGCGCAUAGACAUUUCCGAAAAGAUAGGCCGCAUUAUGUAAGAGAUCACGAUCCUUUUAACGACAACAAUGACUAUGAUAAUAAUGAACAAGAUAAUAAGGCAACGCAGUCAAUUGAACACAAAACUAAGAAAAAACAAAACAAAAAGUCUUCAUUGGAAUUAUCACCAGACGGUGACAGAGUCGAAUUUCACAUCCAAGGACAAGACGGACCGGCAACCUACGUGUUUGGUUUCGAUACCGGCGACGAAAAAAAUCGACAAUUCAGACUCGAGGAGAAAUCAAAAGACGGUACUGUAAAAGGACACUAUGGUUAUUACGAUGCUCGCGGAAAGUUGCGAGCCAUCAAAUAUGUAGCUCGCCCGGAGGAGGGUUACGUAGAGAAACAUCAUCAACAGUUGAGCAACGGGUCAUCAGAGGAAAAAAUAAAUUAUCCCACUGAUUAAUGAAAAAAUCUCGAAUAUCCAAUU
Trichogramma pretiosum is the source of this 983-nucleotide messenger RNA. RefSeq lists its product as uncharacterized. The record is from RefSeq and is a predicted model, not a curated record. Gene Ontology annotation, cellular component: chitin-based extracellular matrix. NCBI's taxonomy places the organism in Eukaryota, Metazoa, Arthropoda, Insecta, Hymenoptera, Trichogrammatidae. Gene Ontology annotation, molecular function: structural constituent of chitin-based larval cuticle. The transcript has 4 exons. Bases 177 to 959 code for a protein of 260 amino acids.